GCUGCUUCCUUGAAGGGUGUGUCCAUUGAGAUUGUGCCCAUCAGCAGAAAAUUGCAGCAAGCUAGGCAAGGCUGUAAUGAGCCUAAUGAGAACCUGAGGAGAAAUUAGACUGGGCUCAGGCUUUCAGCUUCUUGCAGAAGAGAUCUAAAAAGCUGUACUGGUGGUAUUUGAGGCAGAGGACCCCUCAGGAAAAGGUCUUGGGUUUUCUAACUCCAGGGAAGAGGGGCAAGAUGUGCUAGCCACUCAAAUAUGUUUUCUAUCUGGGGAAAAAAGAUGUGAAGAUAACAUCUUUGUGGGAGCCUGAAGCGUGCACUGCAGGAAAAAUGACAUCCAUGACUGUUGGUGAUGAUGUGCCAUCUCUUUGGGUUUGAUGUGGACAGGGCAGCAUUCCUUAAAGCACCAUAAACCGGCCAGGACCAAUAAUGGCUUUAGAAACCAAGUGGAGAAGUUCUCACAAUUAAGGUGGGGAAUGAGGACAGCUACGGACAGGCACAUAAAUACACAGAAAGGCAGCUCUGUGUGCACACUGUGGGCUCUGGGACUGACACAACACCUCCUGCUCCAUCCUUGGCUUGGACUAAAGAGCUUCCUGCAGCAUGAGGGCUACAGGUGCCUUGGUGCUUCUCAGCCUGCUGCUGCUCUCUUUCUUCUUGGUUCCAGAUGUAGCAGGUCAGGAGAUUGAAGAGAUCUGUAGAGAGUUCCUGAACAGAAGCGUGUACUGCACGAGGGAGUCCAACCCUCACUGCGGCACGGACGGCGUCACCUAUGGGAACAAGUGUGCCUUCUGCAAGGCAGUGCUGAGAAGUGGAGGGAAAAUAAGAUUGAAGCACCUGGGGAAAUGCUGAGUCCUCCCUGGCCCGAGCAGCAGGAGCUGAGCCGCCCUAGGCCGCGUACAGGAGCAGCCCGUCCUCCCUCUGCUGUCUCUGCUCAAUAAAAUAACACUCAGCACCAUUCUUGGCUGGACUCUUUCUUCCAUAAGACCCAGAAGAACGCUUUGAUCCAGCCAUGCUGGAGCUUGAUGCUGGCUUUGCUCUCCUGUGCUGUUGCAUCACCUCCUCCUGGGAAGGAAGGCGAUUCCCACGGCUCGUGGGCUGUGCCCUCCUGCCCCUACCAGCCACAGCUCCUCUGUCCCGUCCUGCCUGGCAAACUGGCACAUUCUGGGCAGCCAGAAACUGCUCCUGCCUGACUCUGCCCAUGCCAGGGGGUGGGUGACAGCAGGCU
Zonotrichia leucophrys gambelii is the source of this 1221-nucleotide messenger RNA. Its product is annotated as serine protease inhibitor Kazal-type 6-like. The transcript is spliced from 5 exons. Bases 597 to 845 code for a protein of 82 amino acids. Lineage: Eukaryota; Metazoa; Chordata; Aves; Passeriformes; Passerellidae. Gene Ontology annotation, molecular function: protein binding. The record is from RefSeq and is a predicted model, not a curated record.